AUGCUUAAACUAAUAGUUUAUUGUGCGUUUUUUAUGAGUUGUUGUGUUGGUGGUGUUGAUAGUCAAUGGUUAGGUGGUGCCGUAGGAGUAAUUAGCGGUAUAAAUGGCACAAUUCCAGAAAUUGGUUUGACAGAUAAUCUAACGUCGAUGAUAGAAAAUGUCCUCGGAACUGUUGGAAAUCUUGAUACGAACUCGAUCAUUGAUCUGAUAUGCCAAGUAGAAGAUGGUUUCUUGAGUAUCAGUAAAUUAUGCGAAUCACAGAUAAAAGUUUUAUGUCAUAAAGUAGAUCUGCGAGACAGAAUGUGGGACGCGUCUGCAAAAUUUCCAUACCCCGGAAUGGACUAUGCUACUAGGACGGUGAUGGGAAAUUAUGAUGAAUGUAUGACUAUUAAUCAUCACGAUAAUGGCACCAGAAUAUUGGGAAAAUAUUGUAUUUCAGGAAUGCUUAUACCGGAUUUGAAAAAUAUCUCGAAUUUAAAUUUGAUACAUAAACUGGAUAUAUGUAUACCUGACGAAUGUUCUGCCGAUGAUUUGAGAUCCAUAUUCGCAAUUGCGAUCGACCCUAAUAUUCCUCUAUUUUUUUUGGACGAAUUUUGCUCUACCAAAGAAAGCGGAAAAGAGUUCACUGCUGCAAAUAUCAUAGUCACGUGUUUAUUCUUAGCUAUCGUAUGUUUGAUGUUAGUCAGUACAGCAUAUGAUGUGUAUCUUUACAAAACUGAGCAAAAAACAUCCCAUCCAUUAUUUCUGGCAUUUUCGAUAUUAUCAAAUGGAAGAAAGUUAUUCAGUCCCAUACAAUAUUCAAAGGACCGCAUCGAAAUUUUCAACGGUAUAAAAGUGUUGAGUAUGAUGUGGAUAAUAGCAGGACAUGGAUUCGGAACUUUCACGGGUACCUUCAGUGUCCUGAAUCAAGGUACAAUCGACAGUUUCCGUGAGAAGAGGUACUCUGGAUAUAUAGAUGCAGCUCAUGUAGCAGUGGACACGUUUUUCUUCAUGUCUGGUUAUUUAUUAUCGUAUCACUACUUCAAAGAUAACUCCAGAUCUACGAAAGCUCAAGUGAAGAAUAUUCCAUUCAUCUACGUGCACCGAUAUCUUCGAAUAACUCCUCCUGUUCUGAUGAUGUAUUUGUCGUCCAUGUUCAUAUUUGUCAAAUUCGGUUCAGGCCCAUAUUGGCAACCAGGAGCUGAAAUUCAUUUGAAGCCUUGCAGAGAAUAUUGGUGGUCUUACAUAUUAUUCAUACAGAAUUAUGUCAACUGGGAUAAUAUGUGCUUGGUCCCACAUUGGUAUUUGUCAGUUGAUUUACAGUGUUUCAUCUUGUCACCUCUGUUUUUGAUUCCCACUUCACGAUUACUGAAGAAACCUGAUGGAUUCAAAUAUUCCAUGAUUUUUUUGAUGGUCAUGAAUUUAGUGUGUAUCAUCUUGCCGAUGAUGAUCUGGUUGAGAUUCCCAGAUUACAAGAAUGAAUAUGGUUCCCAUUCCAGGCUAACAGAUUUUAUGAUAGGCAUUACUAUGGGAGUGUUCAUGAGAACAAAAAGGGAUGAACCAUUCUUGAAGAUAUUUGACAGGAAAAAAAUAACGAAUAUAAAUUUUGCUAUAUGGAUGAUUGUUUUGGUCGGAAUGUUUACCGUUGUCUUUUUCUAUCAAGACGCCGAAAUGAACCAAAGUUUCAUCCAAAGAAUGUUCUACUUUGGGUUAUCCAGGCCUGCUUGGUGUAUUUCGUUAUGCUGGGUACUUUAUUCUUGUUACCAUGGAUAUGGAGGAAUUGUCAACUGGAUAUUGACCAGAUCGAUUUUCCAAAUUGGUUCUAAACUCGCUUUCUGUAUGUAUAUUGUACAUUACACUGUGAUUGGUCAUUACAGCUUGAGCAACAGGAUGAAAUGGUAUUUUAGUGACUACGUUGAG
Phaedon cochleariae (mustard beetle) is the source of this 1899-nucleotide messenger RNA. The record is from the annotation of a GenBank genome assembly. NCBI's taxonomy places the organism in Eukaryota, Metazoa, Arthropoda, Insecta, Coleoptera, Chrysomelidae.